CCCCACCCAAUUGUAUUCCGAGGAAGAGCAGCCGGAAAAGCCUCCGCCUGCUCAGCCCAGGAUAAGCGAGAAGCUAGUUGCUUCAUGCAGCCAGCUCGUUGAGCCCCAGGAACCUCCGUGACGGCCGGCACGGCAGCACCCAAGGCCGCAAGCACAACCUGGGCUCAGCUCCAGCUGGGGGCGGGCGGGGCGGGGCGGGGCGGGGAGGGAUCGGCUUCAGCACCACGGACAGCGCUCAGCCCGCGGCCCUCCAGCCUGCGGCGCGCUCCCACCACUUUAGGCGAGCCGGCGAGCUAUGCCAGAGGCAUGGCCUGGCGCUCUGGCCCCAUGGCGCUGCUCCUCAGCAUCGGCCUCCUCGGGCUGUGCUCAGGAGUCUGGGGUACAGACACAGAGGAGCGGCUGGUGGAGCAUCUCCUGGAUCCUUCCCGCUACAACAAGCUUAUCCGCCCAGCCACCAAUGGCUCUGAGUUGGUGACAGUACAGCUCAUGGUAUCAUUAGCCCAGCUCAUCAGUGUGCAUGAGCGAGAGCAGAUCAUGACCACUAAUGUCUGGCUGACUCAGGAGUGGGAGGAUUAUCGCCUCACCUGGAAGCCUGAGGAAUUUGACAACAUGAAGAAAGUUCGGCUCCCUUCCAAACACAUCUGGCUCCCAGAUGUGGUCUUGUACAACAACGCUGAUGGCAUGUAUGAGGUUUCCUUCUAUUCCAAUGCCGUGGUCUCCUAUGAUGGAAGCAUCUUCUGGCUGCCGCCCGCAAUCUACAAGAGCGCCUGCAAGAUCGAAGUAAAGCACUUCCCCUUUGACCAGCAGAACUGCACCAUGAAGUUCCGCUCGUGGACCUAUGACCGCACGGAGAUCGACCUGGUGCUCAAGAGUGACGUGGCCAGCCUGGAUGACUUCACACCCAGUGGCGAGUGGGACAUCGUGGCACUGCCCGGCCGCCGCAAUGAGAACCCCGACGACUCCACUUACGUGGACAUCACAUACGACUUCAUCAUCCGCCGCAAGCCCCUCUUCUACACCAUCAACCUCAUCAUCCCCUGUGUGCUUAUCACCUCACUAGCCAUCCUUGUCUUCUACCUGCCAUCCGACUGCGGUGAAAAGAUGACGCUCUGCAUCUCCGUGCUCCUGGCGCUCACCGUCUUCUUGCUGCUCAUCUCCAAGAUCGUGCCGCCCACGUCCCUUGACGUGCCGCUUGUGGGCAAGUACCUCAUGUUCACCAUGGUGCUUGUCACCUUCUCCAUCGUCACAAGUGUGUGCGUGCUCAAUGUGCACCACCGCUCACCCACCACGCACACCAUGGCGCCCUGGGUCAAGGUCGUCUUCCUGGAGAAGCUGCCCACGCUGCUCUUCAUGCAGCAGCCCCGCCACCGCUGUGCCCGCCAGCGCCUGCGCCUGCGGCGGCGCCAGCGUGAGCGCGAGGGAGCCGGCGCCCUCUUCUUCCGAGAAGCCCUGGGCGCCGACGCCUGCACCUGCUAUGUCAACCAUGCGUCGGUGCAGGGCUUGGCUGGGGCCUUCGGCGCUGACCCGGCGCCGGUAGCAGGCCCAGGGCGCUCCGGGGGGCCUUGUGGCUGCGGCCUCCGGGAGGCGGUGGAUGGCGUGCGCUUCAUUGCAGACCACAUGCGGAGUGAGGACGACGAUCAGAGCGUCAGUGAGGACUGGAAGUAUGUCGCCAUGGUGAUCGACCGCCUGUUCCUCUGGAUCUUUGUCUUCGUCUGUGUCUUUGGCACCAUCGGCAUGUUCCUGCAGCCUCUCUUCCAGAACUACGCCACCGCCACCUUCCUCCACGCAGACCACUCGGCUCCCAGCUCCAAGUGAGGCCGUCCCCAGCUCCAUGCUCCUUCACCCCUCUGCCCUCUGUCUUACUAUAGUUUCAGGUGGAUGAGGGACACGUGAGCUCCCAGGAAGAGGGGCGCUGCCCCCACAGGCCCAGUACCUCGAGUCCCUCCCCCCUCCCUUCCCCCACACCCAGCCCAGGCCGACCUGGAGGCUGGACCGGCUGCUCUCUCCUCUUGUACUGACCCAGGCAGUAGUGUUGCUGCUGGAGGAUGAAGGCUGAGAACUGGAGGACGGAGACGUCAGAGCCUUCCACCCUGAGGAAAGUGGGAUGGGGAAGGGGCCAAGACGGGGGCAGAGUCUCUGCUGCCUCCACAUCCCAGGAGAAGGGGUGUGUGGGAGGAGGUGCUGGGCUGGCCCGAUGCCACAGCAGCUCAGAAGGGAGGAGCAAGAGGAGAGAGGCUUGGGUGUGAGCUGAUGUCUGCCCCUGCUUAAGCGGACAGCAGCUCGUCGGCUGGGCCUCAUGGUGGGCAGUGGACCCCCCGUCAGGAAGUUAGGCUGGCUCUGUGGUCAGCGUCCCGGGGGAGGCUUCCAGCCCAGCCCCACAGCCCCUUGCUUCAAAGGGAUCCAGAGCUCAGCCCCAGGUCCCCUUCUCCCAGUGAGUAAUUCUCUGUAUCCCUAGAUUUCCCUUCCCUUCCUUCCUUGCUCAGGCCAGGGCAGUGAGGGGCAGGGCUGGGUAUUAGGAGAGCCUCUGAGUUCUGAGUCUUUGGGAGACCUGCUUGGAGCUUGAGGGCCAAAUUCUUGAACUUGGGUGAAUUCAAGCUCACAGCUGCUUCCCCCCGCCCCACACUUCCUCCCCGCCCCCCAUCCCCACUCCCACCCCUAGUGCCACCAAUUUGAAUAGACUAGUUGUUGAGUAGGUAAACUAAGGAUGUUAGCUUUAAGCAGGCCCAGCCCUUUCGCUCGAGGCAGAGCAGGCUGGGCAGGACGGGGCUGGCUGUGGAGGCUGGCCAAGCAGGGUGUGAAGGGCCAGGACUCUGCCACAUCAGCACAGCUCCUGUCCCGUCCUUCUGCUUCUGUUUCUGGCUCCAAACUCCCUGCUCUGGCCCCUCCCCUGCCCCCUCCCAACCAAACCUGAGCAGGGUUGAAGCAGAACUUCAGAAGGACAGGUCUCCUGCUGCCUGUCUGCACAGAGGGCACAGCCUUAGGCUUCCUGUCCUGUGGGUCCCUGGAGGCUGUAUCCUGAUGCUGCUCCAAGGGGUCGGCUGGAGGCCAGCUGGCCUGUUCACCCAAGAAACAGACCUCUUAAGGGAUCUCCUUGACCCCAUGACCGGCUCUGAUGUGAUCCCAGCCUGGGCUCAGCGCCAGGCCAGCGGGUGAUGGGUCACAGAGGGUCCAUCUGCCAAGGGAACCCAAGGGGCCUGCCCGACACAGACCCGUGCUGUCCUCUGGAGCCCGAUGGAUGCCUGCUUCUUCUUUGGGCACAGCAGAGCUGGACGGGGACCAGAACCCAGAUUCAGGCCCUGACUCUGCCUCUUACUCAGCCACCUCGCCCAAGUCUCUUUGCUGUGCGAGGCCUCGCUUCCUUAUCUAUAAGACGGGGAUAGUAAGGCCCCCUUCGUGGGGCAGCUGCGAGGAAGGAGUGACAUUUGGGAAAAGGCCCUGCAGCUGUACCUGGCACAGAGUAGAUGCUUCGAGAACGUCCUGAACGUUGAGUCUGGUCAGAGCUCAAGGGCACAGCCCACCUGCCUGUCAUGUCAGUCCCCCUCGCAGACCCACCGUUGCCCUUGAGCAAUCAGCCUCCCAAAACUGGGCCUGGGUCUGGGGGAGCUGGCGCUGGAGAGGGAAUGCUGGUGGGUCACCACGGGGCUGCCCGCUGGAGUAGCACACUCGGUUCCCGGGCUGAGCUCCAGCUCGGUCCUUCUACUCUUGGGUCCUCCAGCUCUGGCCUCCCUUCUGGAUCGGCUCUUCCUGACCCCAGCGAGUGCUCAGGGGCGGGGGGGGGGGGGCGGGCAGGUGAUCUAACCCCAUCCUGGCUGUGGGAGAACGUCACUGGGACACGAAACCUGGUAUAAGAUGAGUCCCAGUGCAUCUGCCACCUGCCAGAAUGGGCUGGUGGACCUCUCUCUGGGGGUGAGUGUCUCGGCACCGUGGAGACACCCCUCUUCUAGAACAGCACAUGGAGAGUUGCCUGAAUUAAGCCUGGACCCACCUUGAACUUGUUGCCCUGAGGAAACGUCCCAGAACUGAAACAGCUAGGGGAAAGGAGCCCGUCCUCUGAAGGGUAGGUGCUGGCCCAGGGAUCUCCCGGGCUCCUCACCAGGGCCUGGGCUGCUGGGGAGGCCCCGGCAGCUGCCACUUUUAGUACUUCCCACAAGUGGCUGUUGUCCAGGGAAGUCACCAGACCGUGCCAGGGGGGCUGCUGGAGAGCAGCUUGUCCAGUUCCUUGCCCUGACCCGCCUGACACACAGGAGGCCUGGGGAUGGCUGCCUGACCUCAUAUAAGCACGUCCCUCUGAACUUGCUCGUCCUCUGUGACAUGGGGCUGACGGAGCCGGCUGAGGGCUGCAGCGAGGAAGAGAGGGCUUGAUGUAUAAAGAGAAGGUUAACCGGGUAGGGUCCCUGGGGCCGUGCCAUCCCCUCCAUCACGGGGUGCAGCCCCCUGGGGACCGCGCCAGGGCCAGUGGGGAGGAGGGGAGAUCAGAGGGGGAGCAAAGCGCUCAGGCAAGGAGUUACCACGCAUGUCACUACAGAGUUGGAACCCUUGGGGCUUUGGGAAGCUUUGGCGAACCAGCCUCUUCCACUCUUGGGUCCUCGGGGCCCUCUUCUCUUGGUGUGGUCAGGGCAGGGGGCAGUCUCUGGAGAGAGCUGGGCGCCCAGCUCAGCGCGGGGCGGGACUGGAGGCCCCAGAUCUGAAGGCGGAGGGAGAUCCUGGCUGGAAACCUGAGCAAGGCGGGCUUGAGAGAGGCCACUGAGGAAACGGUUGGGAUUGUCUUCAUUCAGAGGCAGGAAGGCCACAGGCCCUCUGAGACCCAUGUUUGGUUUUUGGUUUUGUUUGAAAAGAGGGCACAAAAGGCUCUGCUUUGGACGGCUGGCACUGUGGCGGGAGGAAGGCGGGCUUCUGGCUGUGAGAGAUCGAGCACUGGCCCAGCUGGCACCAAGUUACUGCAGAUUUAAAAGCCAAUAAGACGCAGGCUGGCCCCCGCUGGCGUUUUUUUUUUUUGGGGGGGGAAGGUCCCUGCAGGAAGGGCAAGGUCGUUUCCUUCGAAGGCAACAGGGAGGAAGGGGGGCUUUGAGUCCUGUUCUGCGGCUCCUCCCAGCCCCAGCGUUGGCUGCUGUGUGCCAGCGGCUGCCCUGGGCCAACUACUUCACACACGCUGUUUAUGCCUGGCCACAGUCCGGCAGGGAAGGGGCCCCUGUUAACCAGAAGAAAACAAGGCUCAGAGACACCAAGAGGGAGCUGGUGAGUAGCGCUGGGUCUGAAACCCAGCCCUGACCCUAGAGGCCAGGCUCUGCGGCCUUGGAGGCAGAGUAGGGAGAGAGCUUCUCGGGUCAGAUGUGAGGGGCACGCAGGGUCUCCUCUGAAUUCCCUCCCUGCUCGGUUCCAGCUGUCACCUCCUGAUCAGGGGCAGCGUUGGGCUGGCGUCACAGCAUCCCUCACAGGCCAGUCGCCCACGCAGACUAGACAAGAGACUAAGCCCCCAGCGCUCAGUGUUCACCCCACAGGCCUUGGGCUCAGUGUGACAGUCACAUGGUUCCUCAGGGACUGUGGGUCUAGGAUCUAUUAGGACACCUCGCUCACCUGCCCACAGUGCCCCGUCCCCCACACUGGCCUUGGCCACGCCUCCUGUCUGUGCUCCUGGAAUAUUUGCACCGGUCUGGCCCACUCCAGGCCAGCCUCAUUAGGAACUCAAGAUUCUCAUAAAGAAAGUUGUUUCCAAGGAUGUCUUAUGUCUCUGUUAUAUUUGGGGGGCGAGGCGGGAGGGAAAUCCCCACAGGCCAGGGUUGGCGGAUAAGAGAAAAGCGGCGAACGCUGGGGAAAUCAUGAGAGGUUAAAGGCAUUACAAGAAUCUAAAGCAAAAGAUCUGUGGUGACAUCAAAGAGGGCAAUUGAGUGCCUUACAAGUCCAUUCAUGAAAUGGCUCCUGGGGAAGCCUUCUGUAGAGGUGGGGACCUGGAGGACAGGGUGGCCAGGGCCUUGUCCCAGCCCCUGCGCUCCGGGAGGUCAGGGCUAUCUGUGGAGCACCGAUGUGAUCCGGGCUCGUGUUCAAUUGUGCAGGAUGCACGGCAACUGAGAGGCAGAGCUGGAGGAAACCCGUCUUGGGCUCCGUGAGGCAGCCUCGUUUCCCAGCCCACCCGGAGCUGGUGGCGGGGUGACACGUUCUUAUCGUGUUCUUACGUCAUGCACUCACCUCAGGUCUGAAGCGAUCAGUCCUGGAUGCUACGUUUCCCUCCAGGUGGGACCAGAUGACGGAGAACAGAGGACAGGUGCUCAAGGAUCCUGGUGCUUCAUGGCAGGUGGCGACACGGUCCUUGGCUGUCUGUGAAAACUGUUCAGCUCGCUCAGUAGUGUAUUUCACCAGACUACGAGCAACACCCGUGCAGAGUUCUGGGCCCUAACAAAUGUGCUCCCUAACACGGUUGCUGGCCCUCCUGGCCUCAGCUGUCCCAUCUGUACAGCGCAUGAGGGGAGAGGUUUCCUUAGGACUUAGGAAGCCUCGCUGUCAGUUCAUGUCCUCUGGCGUGGUAUUUUCACAAGGUCAAGGAAGAGUCUUGUAGAAGAAAGUCUGGACUAAACUGCAGUGUGGAAAAGCUGUGUGUUUUCUUUGAAAUCAAGAUAGGGAAAUAUUCUGGAUGCCAUCUAUGAGGUAAAAAGCAAACGGCCUGUCUUCUAAGAUGGCAGCCAAGCCACUUCUGAUCCAGGCUGUAAUUUUUUUGCCAAAUAUGCACUUCCCUGAGGGUAAAAGAGCUGGGGGUGGAAGGUUGUAGAAAGCCCUCCAGGUGAGCUGGGGUUGCAGAUGGGAUCUGGGAUGCGGUCUCAAGGGUCGCUUUCCUAACCUGGGCCUUGAAAUCUUGCAUAGCAAGUCUGGGGAAAAAUAUUUGAUGGUGGGCUCUGAUGGGGAAGGGGAGCGAGGAGCUGGGGACGUGACGAGAGGUGGCCGGAUGUACCCCGUGCAUCAGACACCAGCUCACCUCCCAGGCAGUCCUCUGACAGGCUCCGCUCUACAGGCUCACGGAGACCCUCUCCCCAGGUUCUAUGUCAGAAGCAGCCACCAGAAAUUCCAUGGGCACAGCUCCCUCCGUCCCCACGUCCUCGUCCCCCAAGAAACCAAGACUUGAGGCUUUCUAACAAUUCAGAUUUUUCUUUUUUUUUUAUUUAUGAGGAAUGUAUAUUGUUAAGUCACUUUACCAAAGGACACACAGAAGCAGAAUCAUAAAACUGACUGCGGCCAUCGUGGCACCCAAGCCUCUGCUUGGGCUUUUCUCUACUCCGCACUUGGAGUCACUAUCGAGACCCCAAAACCCACAAGGUCUCCUCAACGUGGGUAAAAGAAAUAGCUUGCAGCGGUGACAAUUUUUACAAGUGAUUAUAUUCAAAGAAUACACAAUAGCCACAGUUUAGACAAAUCAACUACAAAGAUCAUUAAAAAAAAAAAAAAAAAA
Molecule: messenger RNA, 7435 nt
Organism: Sus scrofa (pig)
Lineage: Eukaryota; Metazoa; Chordata; Mammalia; Artiodactyla; Suidae
Gene: CHRNB2
Product: cholinergic receptor nicotinic beta 2 subunit
Biological process (GO): monoatomic ion transmembrane transport
Cellular component (GO): postsynaptic membrane
Molecular function (GO): acetylcholine-gated monoatomic cation-selective channel activity; transmembrane signaling receptor activity
Source: RefSeq, a predicted model, not a curated record